This is a messenger RNA of Drosophila takahashii, 1347 nucleotides long. It is a transcript of the gene Grl62a, whose product is annotated as Gustatory receptor-like 62a. NCBI's taxonomy places the organism in Eukaryota, Metazoa, Arthropoda, Insecta, Diptera, Drosophilidae. The record is from RefSeq and is a predicted model, not a curated record.
AUGCCACGACUUCGUUUCAUCUUUAACAUAGCCAAAGAAUUGCGAUUUCCCCUGCAUUUCUUUGGACUUCUUCAGCUAAAAUAUUGUGAAUCCCGAAAAGUAUAUCAACAAAGAGCCAACCUGUGCAGAUUUUUACCUGCUAUUUUUAUUUCGCUAAUUUUAUUAUUCCACAAUCAUGUGAGUAAUUCGCUGGAUGAGGAGAAUAAGCUGGUAAACUCACUAAAUAUUGAAAAGAGACCUCAAAGAAGUGGGAUAGAAAUAUGGAACGAAAAGUUAACCAACAUCUGGAUUUUUAUGACUCUCAUUUGGUCUUUGAUGAGAAAGGAUCAACUGUGGAAAUUAAUAAAUGAGGCGCAAUUAGCCUAUAAACACCUAAAAUCUCUCCUUGGAAAACAUUUAAUGCUCGAAUGUUCCUGGCUCUUUUUCAUCUAUGGAUUAAUUUUACUUCUUUUACUGGCUGUUUUUGGAGUGAACCUACUAUAUUUUUGCAUACCAAAAUUUAAUAGCGAAUCUAAAACUUUUACCUUUGAAGACCUCUAUCAUGUUUCGAAUUAUAUAAUGGGAAUACCACGAUUAAUGUUUACACUGAUUAUAACUAUGCAUAUUCUAUAUCAUCUGAUAAAUGCAGGAUGGCUUCAAUCCCUAGGAAAGUUACGAUUACAAAGAAAUCUCAAAUUGUUUCAGUUUCAACUUCGUACUAUUUUUUCUAUACAAAAGAACACAAAUAUCUUGGCUGGUCAUUAUUUUAAAAUUUCCUAUAUAUGCUAUACAUAUAUGAUAGUCUUUCGUAUAGCGGAAUUUGUGCAGUUAUUACGUUUUGAUACCAAUGAAUUUGUGCAAAGGCAGAAAAGCCAAGAAGAUCUGGAAGAUGAAGCCGAUUGGGAAGGCCAAGAAAAUGGAACAAAUCCCAGGGGCUCACUGAUGAAAUCUGUGCUUAUAUUAUCUUGGCAUUUGGCUUUGUGGAUUUUACUACUCGCUGCAGCUUAUAAACAGCAAGAGGAAUAUUUUGAAUUGAUGGAAAAAAGCUGGAGUUACAAAACAGAUGAAAAUGGUUGUGAAAUGAAGGAAUUCUUGGCUGAAAGUUCUUGGAAUGGUCAUAGCUUUAAACAAUUGGACAUUCUGGACUUAAUGUUUCUUUCAGGAAUCUCUAUUUGCGAAUAUCAACCUUCAUCCAUUUGCUUUGUGACUAUCAAGCUUAGAAAAAAGAACUUAACCUACAUAAAUUUAAACAUAAUAUCAAGACCUUUUAAGUUCCUUUUAAAUUUGGUGACUUCCGCCAGCAUUGUUUACUUUGUGCAGCAAAUGGAACUCAGGCAUCUGCAGGAAUACCUCAAACGGGAAGCAUAA